AUGAAGUUUUCCCUUCUUGCCGGCCUGUCCCUUGUGGGCGCCGCCGUGGCCACGAGCUCCAUCCCCUCCAUUGAAGUCAAGGGCAAGAAGUUCUUCUACUCCAACAACGGCACUGAGUUCUUCAUCCGCGGUGUUGCCUACCAGGCCAACUUCGACGGCGAGACUAGCGGCGGUGGCAGCGACAGCUACGUCGACCCGCUGGUGGAUGCGGCUACUUGCAAGCGUGAUAUUCCCUACCUGCAGCAGCUCCGCACCAAUGUCGUCCGUACCUACGCCAUCAACCCUGACCAGUCCCACGAUGACUGCAUGAACGCCCUCGCCGAUGCCGGUAUCUACGUGAUCAGCGAUCUGUCCGCCCCCGACGAGUCCAUCCAAUCGUCUGACCCUACCUGGAACGCCGAACUGUUCACCCGCUACUCCCAGGUUGUCGACACUCUCGCUCCGUACCCCAACGUCAUUGGUUUCUUCGCCGGUAAUGAGGUCUCGGACGCCGUCAACAACACCAACUCCAUGGCUUACGUCAAGGCUGCUGUCCGUGAUAUGAAGACCUACAUCAAGGACAAGAACUACCGCUCGUCUCUGGCCGUCGGUUACGCUACCGAUGACAACCAGUACGUCCGUGAGCAGGUCUCCAACUACCUGGUCUGUGACAACGCCGAUGACUCCAUCGACUUCUUUGGUUACAACAUCUACGAGUUCUGCGGUCACUCCUCCUUCGCCAGCUCCGGUUACAAGGAACGCACCGAGGAGUUCUCCGACUACCCUGUUCCUGCCUUCUUCUCCGAGUACGGCUGCGUUCAGCCCCCCAAGGCCCGUCCCUUCGAUGAUGUCCCCAUUCUCUUCGGUCCUCAGAUGAACGAGGUCUGGAGCGGUGGUAUCGUCUACAUGUACUUCGAGGUCGGCAACCACUACGGUCUCGUUUCCACCUCCGGCAGCUCCGUCUCCACCAAGCAGGACUUCGACAACCUCUCCUCCCAGAUGAAGAAGGUCACCGCCACCGGUACCAACAGCGCCGACUACAAGGUAACCACCACCGUUGGCCGCUCCUGCCCCACUGUCGGCUCCGACUGGCUCGCCGCCAGCAAGCUGCCUCCUUCGCCCAACUCCGACCUGUGCGAGUGCAUGUACGACUCUCUCGAGUGCGUCCCCAGCGACGACGUCUCCAACAAGAAGAUCAAGAGCACUUUCGACUACCUCUACGGUCUCAAGGCCAAGGGCACCAUCGAUGCCGUCUCCGGUGUCUACUCCAACGGUACUGAGGGUGUCUACGGCGCCUACUCCAUGUGCAACGCCAAGCAGCGUCUCGCCUGGGCUAUGAACCGCUACGCCAAGAAGCAGGGCGGCGCCUCCGCCUGUGACUUCGGCGGCCUCGGUACCUCCAAGAAGGCCACGACCGCCAGCGGCUCCUGCGCCACUCAGAUGUCCUCUAUCGGUGCCGCCGGUACCAACUCCGUCAACGCCGGUCUGGCCGCCUCCACCGGCGCCGCUGGUGGUGCUACCGGUGGUAGCAGCGCUACCUCUUCAGGUCUGGCUGCUGGCAUGACCCAGCCCCAUGCCGUGCACGUCGGCGCUUGGCAGCUUGGUGCUUACUCCCUGGCCGCUCUGGCUUCGGGUGUUUUCAUGAUUAUGCUGUAA
This is a messenger RNA of Penicillium argentinense, 1635 nucleotides long. Its product is annotated as glycoside hydrolase family 72 protein. Gene Ontology annotation, molecular function: 1,3-beta-glucanosyltransferase activity. The coding region runs from base 1 to 1635 and encodes 544 amino acids. Lineage: Eukaryota; Fungi; Ascomycota; Eurotiomycetes; Eurotiales; Aspergillaceae. Gene Ontology annotation, biological process: fungal-type cell wall (1->3)-beta-D-glucan biosynthetic process. The record is from RefSeq and is a predicted model, not a curated record. Gene Ontology annotation, cellular component: cytoplasm; fungal-type cell wall. The transcript has a single exon.